Schistocerca gregaria is the source of this 1417-nucleotide messenger RNA. RefSeq lists its product as uncharacterized. Lineage: Eukaryota; Metazoa; Arthropoda; Insecta; Orthoptera; Acrididae. The transcript is spliced from 2 exons. The record is from RefSeq and is a predicted model, not a curated record. The coding region runs from base 35 to 850 and encodes 271 amino acids.
UGUGGCCACGCGGAACUGCAGUACUCUCCCCGCCAUGGUUCUUCUGCGGCGUUCGAGUCUUUUUAGUGCGGUGGUGAUGGCCGCCAGUCUCAGUUUGACUUGGGCCACGUCUCAGGAAGACGCGUCGUCUUCCACGCCACCACGUACGGCCGAAGACGUUUCUACAACUGGCGCUUCCUCGGGGGGCGGAGCUGACUCCAAUGACAUUGAGGAUGCAGGAGCGCGACUGGUCGUCAUCCCCUUUUCCCUCACCGCCAGUGGGCGGCGCGGCGUCCCCAGAAUGAUGUGGUCCUCUUCGCCUCUCCUCCACGCUCUUUCGCCUGGUCUGACAACGGAGCCUGAAAGCUCUGUGGACGUCGAACCGCUGUCUUGGGAAUCGCCGACGUGGUCGGCAGCGGCGCUGUACAGGGAUCUCAUGGAACGCGCUGCGCGAGCCAGGGGUCUGGAAGAGGAGGCCAGCGAUGACGCAACGCCUUGGUCGCCGGAAGAACUCUGGUUAGCUCAUCGUGACAGCGAAGCCGAAGUCGGCACUUACGACGAUGAUGGCGACGACGAAGAGGCGAGUUCCACGGAAGAAGAGGCAGCAGGUUUGAAAGACUACGAUGAAGCCGAGGACCCCGCUGAAGAGAGUAUGCAGACGGCGGAAAACAUCGUCUUCAGGCCCUUGUUCCGCUACAAGGCGCAGCAGGCUUCGAGACGCCGCAGCUACACGUCCAAGUCAAAGUCAUCGCGCCGGAAAUACCGCCCCCGCCGCCGUCACUACCCGUCUCGGAAGUACCGGCCCUACUACAACUACAACUACUACUAUCCGUACAACUACUACAGACAGUACAGUCCGUCACACGUAUGAAACACAGGCACACUUGAGAAUGCCACCUCUCGAUCUGUUCAACACCAUACUGUUGCCACAGAUACAUAUUCACUUUCGUAUGAACGGAGUGAUAUAUCCCGUCAUACAGGCCAUAAGCAAAGGCUGCACACCUGCUUCGCAUCAUGUGCACCAACAACAGUGUUACAGUGCUGAUGUAAGAGACAUAACUUAUAUGGACUCUAUUAUAUGUUUAUUUAUUUUUUAAUAUUUAUUGUAUUACAAUAAUGCUCCACUAUUACAAUGAAUAAGAGUUGAUGAAGAGAACUGAUAAAGUAACAAUUAUUGUGAUGAAGUUUAAUUAAUUAUGGACUGUCAGAAAUACGUUACAGCUAUGUUAAAAACCUCAUGAAAAUAUUGAAAAAUUUUUUACAGCGAAAAAUGAAGGAAGCUCUAUAGUUGACAAUCAAUUGUCUUUUAAGCGCACUACUCUUAAUCAUUAUUUAUUUAUUGCUACUUUAUUGUAUUUUUGUGAAUUCAUUUUUAAAUGUUAUUUAUUUAUAAUAACAAUUUGUACGCGUUGACGUGUGUAGUUCAGCAUUAAAUUGC